Messenger RNA from Aureobasidium namibiae CBS 147.97, 5577 nucleotides. Its product is annotated as CHS5 chitin synthase, class V. Lineage: Eukaryota; Fungi; Ascomycota; Dothideomycetes; Dothideales; Saccotheciaceae. Gene Ontology annotation, cellular component: myosin complex; cell periphery; cell septum. Gene Ontology annotation, molecular function: ATP binding; chitin synthase activity; cytoskeletal motor activity. The record is from RefSeq and is a predicted model, not a curated record. The coding region runs from base 1 to 5577 and encodes 1858 amino acids. The transcript is spliced from 2 exons.
AUGGCUGUUCCUGCUCACGCUCAGGCUUCACUGCCUGCGCUCCCUGCUCAUCUUCAAGAUGACAGCCACCUGACAGCACACCUGGCCAGCAGGUUCCACGUCUCGCUGCCCACCGCCCAGUUGUCAUCACACGCCAUCAUCGCCCUCAACACAUACACGUCUUCGGCCAAGGGCCCGGAUGGCUCAAAAGAAGGCAGCGCUAUGGGCGCUGCUGAGGAUCUGGCUUCAAGAGCGUGGACUCGACUGGGGGCCAGACAGGAGAACCAGGCCGUUGUCUUUCUCGGUGAAACCGGCUCAGGCAAGACGACCCUGCGCUCGCACGUUCUCUCUGCCCUAUUGACCUACACAUCGACGCCACUGUCCAACAAGCUGUCCUACGCCGCCUUUGUUUUCGACACUCUGACCACCACAAAGUCUGUCACCACUCCCACCGCCUCCAAAGCCGGUCUCUUUUUCGAACUUCAAUACGACACAUCCUCCAGUCUGCACCCGACCCUUGUCGGUGGAAAGCUACUCGACCAUCGUCUCGAGCGCAGCAGAGUCGCCACUAUCCCUCCUGGCGAGCGUAACUUCCACGUUCUCUACUACCUCCUGGCCGGUACCAGCCCGCAAGAGAAGGAGCAUCUCGGUCUUGAUCAGGCAGGUCCUGCUACCAACAGACACUCGCUUGGUAAUGGCGGCGCAAAGAGAUGGAGAUACCUGGGACACCCUAGUCAGCUCAAGGUUGGCAUCAACGACGCCGAAGGAUUCCAGCACUUCAAGACGGCUCUACGCAAAUUAGAGUUCCCUCGUGACGAGAUUGCUCAUAUGUGCGAGAUGCUUGCUUGUAUCCUGCACAUUGGUCAGCUCGAAUUUGUGACGACUCAGUCCACUACACCAUCGGCCGAUGACAGUGGUGGCUACUCGCACGAGGGUGGCGAGGACGUUACUUCGGUCAAGAACAGAGAAACUCUUCACAUCGUAGCAGCUUUCCUCGGUGUUUCCGAGAGACAACUAGAAGAGAGUCUGGGAUACCGCACAAAGAAGCUGCACCGCGAGCGCGUUACAGUCAUGCUGGAUCCCAAGGGUGCUCGAGACAACGCUGAUGAGCUCGCACGCACCUUGUACUCGCUUUUUGUCGCAUACACCAUCGAGCGUAUUAACCAGAAGAUCUGCUCGGCAGAAGAGGCCGUUGCCAACACUAUUUCCAUUGUUGACUUCCCAGGCUUCGCACAAUCUUCUUCUACAGGAUCCGUACUGGACCAACUACUGAACAACGCAGCAUCAGAAUCUCUCUACAACUUCUGUCUGCAGAGCUUCUUCGAGCGCAAGGCUGAUCUUCUCGAGACUGAAGAAGUCAGCGUGCCUGCAACCAGCUACUUCGACAACACCGAUGCUGUCAAGGGUCUGCUGAAAUCCGGUAACGGCCUUUUGAGUAUCCUGGACGAUCAGAUGCGUCGUGGCAAGACUGAUCAGCAGUUCCUCGAGAGCGUCAGGAGACGUUUCGAGGGUAAGAACCCUGCAAUUGAGGCUGGCGCCGCUACUCAGACUCUUCCCGGAAACAACUUUGCUACCCGUAAUGCCAAUGCUGCAUUCACCGUCAGACAUUACGCUGGCGAGGUUGACUACCCUGUGGAGAACCUCCUCGAAGCCAACGGCGAGAUCAUUUCCGGUGAUCUCAUGAACCUGAUCAACACGUCUUCGAACCAAUUCGUCAGUGAUCUUUUUGGUCAGGAAGCUUUGAGCAAGGUCGUCCAUCCCAAAGAUCGCUCAGCAGUUAUGCAAGCCUCGGUCGCCUCCAAGCCUUCAAGAAUGCCUAGCAUGGCCAAGCGCACUGGUGAGCGCCCUGCAAGACUCGGUACCACGAGACAGGACAGCGACAAUGGCAAGAGAAGCACUUCUCGCACUGGCAAAGGAGGUGAGCCGGAACAGCAACAAGGUGCCGCUGCUCAGUUCCUGUCUUCCCUGGACAAUAUCUCCAAAUCUCUAUCGGACCCUCGCACCAACCCAUACUUUGUGUUCUGCCUGAAACCCAACGAUCGCAGAAUUGCCAAUCAGUUUGACAGCAAAUGUGUCCGCACCCAGAUGCAAACACUUGGUAUCGCAGAGAUCAGUCAGCGUCUACGCAACGCUGAUUUCAGUGUCUUCAUGCCAUUCAGUGAAUUCUUGGGUGUCGCUGAGGGCGAUGUUUCCGUUGUGGGUACCGACAAGGAAAAGGCAGAAAUGAUUCUGGACGAGAAGAUCUGGCCUGGCAAUGAAGCAAGAGUUGGCAGCACUGGUGUCUUCCUUAGCGAGCGCUGCUGGCGCCAGAUCGCCCGAGUCAGUGAUCUCGACGUAGCUCCUGCUGGCAUGCACGAGCAGAUGACUUAUGGAGAGCAGGAGGGUAUGCUGUCUCCUGAUCACGCUCGUAAUGGUCGCAACGACUCCAAUCUCAACCUCCUUGGUGCCGUAACUCCUUCCCCUGGUGCCUUCUAUCACGACGACAAAGUAGCGGGUUACUUCGGAAGCCGCGACCUCGACGCCAAAUCCGAAGCCGGUGCAUCAGCCUUCCAUGGAGGUGAUAUGUUCCAGAAUCUGGAAACACGCUCGCAACUCGCAGAGAAGGGCAAUGAGGCCAAGGUGGCAGCAAUCGAGGAGAUACCCGUCACAGGUGCUCGUAAAAGAUGGGUGUUCCUUGUCUACCUCUUCACAUGGUGGAUUCCCGAUGUGUUCGUUCGCAUCAUUGGUCGCAUGCCUCGUCCUGACAUCCGUAUGGCCUGGAGAGAAAAGGUAGCCAUCAACUUCAUGAUCUGGCUUGCUUGUGGCAGUUUCUUGUUCCUCAUGAUUGGUUUCCCUGCGCUCAUUUGUCCGACACAACACGUCUUCUCGGCCGCCGAGUUGCAAGACCACAACGGUAAAGACGGUCACUCUUCUUACAUCGCCAUCCGUGGUGUUGUCUUCAAUCUUGGCAACUUCGAGUCGAUUCAUUACCCUAACAUCGUUCCGACAUCUGCUCUGGAGAAGUACGCUGGCACUGACGCGACCAACCUCUUUCCUGUUCAAGUAUCCGCUCUCUGUCCUGGUACGGACGAGAAUGGCAUCGAUCCUGCUGUCCAACUCAACUACAAGAGCACCAACUACACCGGUCAAGCUUCGGCUGUUAGCGGUACCGAUGCUCAUGCCGUAUACCACGACUUCCGCUGGGCCACCAACGAUUCCCGUCCAGACUGGUUUGCGCAGCAGAUGAAGUUCCUAAACCAGAAUUACAGAAAGGGUGCUGUCGGUUACACUUCCAGCUAUGUCAAGAAACAGGGCAAGAAGCAACAGUCCAUUGCCAUUCUUAAUGGACGAAUUUACGACUUCACAGAGUACAUCGUCGGCGGUCGUGCUCCUAAGUACCCAGCCGGAUACGAUGUGCCUGACACUCCGCCCAACUCGAACUUCAUGGACCAGCGUGUGGUCAAUCUUUGGCAGCAACAUGCUGGUCAGGAUGUGACUGACGAAUGGAACAACCUUGGAAUGACCGUGGACCUCAAAAACCGCAUGCAAAUCUGUCUCGACAAUCUGUUCUACGUGGCCGACGUUGACACCAGAAACUCGACCAAGUGUCUGUUUGCCACUUAUCUGUUGCUCGGAAUUUCGAUGUUCUUGAUCGUGGUCAUCGGUGUCAAGUUCCUUGCUGCACUGCAAUUCGGUGGCAAGAACGUCCCAGAGAACCUCGACAAGUUUAUUAUCUGCACUGUGCCAGCAUACACUGAAGAUGAAGAUUCUCUGCGUCGUGCCAUUGAUUCCGCCGCCAGGAUGAAGUAUGACGACAAACGCAAACUUCUGCUCAUCGUUUGUGACGGUAUGAUUAUUGGUCAAGGCAACGACCGUCCAACUCCCCGUAUUGUUCUCGACAUUCUCGGUGUCCCCGAAACCGUCGACCCGGAACCAUUGAGUUUCGAGAGUUUGGGCGAGGGUCAAAAGCAGCACAACAUGGGCAAGAUCUACUCUGGUCUGUACGAAGUCCAAGGUCACAUCGUACCAUUCAUGGUCAUUGUCAAGAUUGGUAGACCUGCUGAAGUCGGAAGACCUGGUAACCGUGGUAAGCGUGAUUCUCAAAUGGUCUUGAUGAGAUUCUUGAACAGGAUUCACUACAACCUGCCAAUGGCUCCCAUGGAACUCGAGAUGUACCACCACAUUCGAAACAUCAUCGGUGUCAACCCGACGUUCUACGAAUUUUUGCUGCAGAUUGAUGCAGAUACCGUCGUCGCUCCUGAUUCAGCCACACGAUUCGUUGCCUCAUUCCUCCAUGACACACGCCUCAUCGGUGUUUGUGGCGAAACAGCUCUUACCAAUGCUAAGCACUCCAUUGUUACGAUGAUGCAAGUGUACGAAUACUACAUUUCGCACAACUUGAUCAAGGCUUUCGAAUCGCUGUUCGGCUCGGUCACUUGUUUGCCAGGUUGUUUCUCUAUGUAUCGCAUUCGCGACGCACAGUCCGGCAAGCCUCUCUUCGUUUCUAAGGAAGUUGUCGAGAUGUACGCCGAGAUUCGUGUCGAUACCCUUCACACAAAGAACUUGCUGCACCUGGGAGAAGACAGAUACCUGACGACACUCCUGAUGAAGUGGCACCCUUCUUACAAGACCAAGUUUAUCAUGCGCGCUCACGCCUGGACUAUCGCACCCGACAGCUGGACCGUCUUCAUGUCACAACGUCGUCGUUGGAUCAACUCUACUGUUCACAACCUCUUCGAGCUUACAUCACUGUCUCAACUUUGCGGUUUCUGCUGUUUCAGUAUGCGAUUCGUUGUUAUUCUUGACCUGCUCUCAACUGUUAUCCAGCCUGUCUUGGUCGGAUACCUGGUGUACAUUUUUGUUCGCAUUGGACAGGAUCCUACUGGUGUCUCGACCAUUGCCAUCAUCAUGUUGGUGGCCGUUUACGGUAUGCAAGCGUUAGUCUUCAUUAUCCGCCGCAAGUGGGAGAUGGUCGGUUGGAUGAUCAUCUACUUGAUUGCUACGCCUGUCUUUUCCAUGGCACUUCCCCUCUACUCUUUCUGGCACAUGGACGAUUUCUCGUGGGGUAACACUCGUGUCGUUACUGGAGAAAAGGGUAAACAGGUUGUCGUUUCCGACGAGGGCAAGUUUGACCCUGCCAGCAUUCCGAAGAAGAGAUGGGAAGACUACCAAGCCGAGCUCUGGGAAGCGCAGACUUCUCGUGAUGACGACGCCCGUUCCGCAAUGUCCGGCGUUACCGGCGUGUCUUAUGCGACCAAGUCAGCCUACCCUGGUAUGGGCGGCUCUGUCUACGAUUACCCACCGUCGCGCCCCAUGUCGACAUUGGGUGUGCCACAAGGUCCCUUCGGCAACCAGUCGCGCAUCAGUCUCGCACCAAGUGAGAUGGGUUUGAUGACUGGUGGUUACAGCCCAAACUCCGUAGAGAUGACGGACAUGCCUCUUCCCAGUGACGAUGCCAUUCUCGCCGAGAUCCGUGACAUCUUGGCCAAGACUGACCUUAUGACAAUUACGAAGAAGAGUGUUAAGUCCGAGUUGGAGAGACGAUUCGGUGUGCCGCUCGAUGCUAAGAGGGCGUACAUUGGCUCCGCCACAGAAGCCAUCCUUAGUGGACAGUUGUAG